GAGACAGUGCCAUGUUCUUAAUGCAGAUAAAGAAUGACAUAGUAUGAUGGUUUGCUUCAGAAAAGAACGUCAUUACAAAAACUGAAGAUGUGCAAUGUAGAAACUCACUAAAAAAGUAAGCAGUGCUGCAUGAUGACAGUAAAGUCAAACCAGCUCUCCUCUAAUGUUAUUUGUGACUUGCAGCUGCACCGACGUGAAUCCAGCUGCAGCUCAGUGCACAGCCAGAACCGCCUGCUGUAACCGGGUCGCCCUGCAGCCCGUCAUCACAGACCUGGUGCAGAGUCUUUUGCCAAGGCUUAGUGGGAAGGUGGACGUCGUCCUCUUCAAUCCUCCAUAUGUGGUCACUCCAUCAGAAGAGGUGGGCAGCAGAGGUGUAGAGGCGGCGUGGGCCGGAGGCGAGCGAGGCAGACGGGUCACCGACAGGUUCCUCCCUCUGGUUCCUCAGCUGCUCUCCAGUAAAGGCCUGUUUUACCUCGUCACCAUCGCCGAGAACAAGCCAGAGGAGAUUAUCAGUUUAAUGAGCCAGUUUGGGCUGGAAGGAGAGACCCGCCUGUCAACCAGAGCUGGGAAUGAGAGGUUGUCGGUCCUGCGUUUCCAUAGAAACCAGCAGAGGUGACGGGAAAUCAUUUCAGGAAGGAACCAAUAGUUUCAGGAGUCUGGGAGAUGUGACUGUAACCGACCUGAACACUGAGGCCCCAGAGCGCCCCCUGCAGGAUCUGCUGCACCAUCACCGUUUCCAGCAGCAAAUCAAUCAUCUGUUGGUCCAGACAGAAAAGUUGAAGCUGUCAGUGAAGCAGAUCAGAAGCUGAGCAGCAGAAACCCAGAAGAACUGGAAGCAUCAGCAGGAGAUGAACUGGACCUCUAGGAUCACUGAUGCUGCAGCUGAGGAAGAGGAGGACGAUGAAGGUGAAGCUGCCAUCCUCAGACUUCCUGUUUAUCAACCCAAGAAAGCAGAAAACCUGCAGAAAAUCAGCUGAAGAAGAACCACGAGGAGCUGGAGUCGUCCGGCGCCCUCUAGUGGCUGAUUGAACUACUGCACUGGGAGAACUGGACCUCGACGCUACUGCAGCUCAGCGGCUGGUUUCUCUCUGAAUGGACCAAUCAGAACCAAAGAGGAUUCAGCUCUGAGACAAUUAUUUACAACUACAUACAGUAGUUACACAUAUGUACAACAUGUUAGCGUUUCUAAACACUUAGAGUUUAGAAAACA
This is a messenger RNA of Xiphophorus couchianus (Monterrey platyfish), 1210 nucleotides long. Its product is annotated as methyltransferase N6AMT1-like. The record is from RefSeq and is a predicted model, not a curated record. Gene Ontology annotation, molecular function: S-adenosylmethionine-dependent methyltransferase activity; nucleic acid binding; protein methyltransferase activity. Bases 164 to 616 code for a protein of 150 amino acids. Gene Ontology annotation, cellular component: eRF1 methyltransferase complex. The transcript is spliced from 5 exons. Lineage: Eukaryota; Metazoa; Chordata; Actinopteri; Cyprinodontiformes; Poeciliidae. Gene Ontology annotation, biological process: methylation.